AGCGGGGCCUCCAACUUUCCCACAUCACAACCAACCCCUCUCAAAACAACAAAGUUUCUUUAUUUUGGUGCAAUCAACUUUAUAAAUUUCCAUAAAUUUCAUCAGAAAAGGCCAAAAUUCUAAAAGUCAUAGACAAACUUAAUUCAAAUGAGUGCUUGGGUUGACGAUCAAGUAGCCAUCAAUAUCAACGAAAUUGAUAGAAAAUUCGAAGAUAAUUUUGUUCCAAAAUCAGAAUUCCAAAAACUCGAUGACAGCGAAGAUUAUUUAAAGGUUUUAGAAAAUCGACUCAAAAAAAUUAAACAAAAUCCGUCAGUGCUGAAGCAAUUGAAGGAAAAACGGGAGGAACUAGUCGGCAACUUGUUAAAUUCAUCGACAAUAAGAAUCACAACUGAUAAGGACAUUGAACUUGACGAAUCAAUCGAAUCGAAUAAAAUUAUCAGUCAUUUAAUACCCGAGCAGCCACAGACAAUUGGAGAAAUUGCGCAUUUAAUUAAACACGAUCAAUUGGACUUACAGAAGCAGGAGAAGGAUCUGGAACCGGAAAAUCUGGACAAAAAUUAAGAAUUUUGCUGAAUUUUAAGGACAUAAAACCCAAGAUGAACAAGUCAAACUUCCACGAGUCAUUUCUAUUCCUUACCAAACUGGCGUACAAAAAUCGCAUAAUCAUUCCAACAUUCGUCUGCAUUGCAUUUUUGGUCUUUAACUUUCGAUGGGAAAUUGAGAUAAGCAUUCAGACGGAACGAAUUCAGCUACAAGCCAAUGCCAAUGCGGAUAAUGAUGAACAUUUGUCAGAUUCAGACGAUUCAGAUGAUGAGUAUGAGCCAGUGUCGACAGAUGAUGAUGAGAGUGUGGAUUAUACAAAUGGAUAGGAACUAGACUUAGAGAUGAUUUUGGUGUCGUCAGGUUUGUGAUCUCAUUUCGAUGAAAAGGAAUCAAAGAUUAUUUUUGUUUAAUAAAAAUUGGUGAAAAUUUUAAGAUUUUUUUGUCUUUUUUAUAUUGAUUG
Chironomus riparius is the source of this 1003-nucleotide messenger RNA. NCBI's taxonomy places the organism in Eukaryota, Metazoa, Arthropoda, Insecta, Diptera, Chironomidae. The record is from the annotation of a GenBank genome assembly.